This is a messenger RNA of Strongylus vulgaris, 246 nucleotides long. NCBI's taxonomy places the organism in Eukaryota, Metazoa, Nematoda, Chromadorea, Rhabditida, Strongylidae. The record is from the annotation of a GenBank genome assembly.
AUGGACGCCACCCGCACCCACAGGAGAUGCGGCUAUUGCGAUCACCAUUGGACGCAUUACUCAAAAAGAAUGUUUUCUUCAGAUAGACAGAAGAUUGCGAAAAGGCAUUCAUACGUGAAAGAAGAUCUCGCUUCGGGUCUGCUCCUGACACAUUUUGAUCCUAUUCUGAAAAUUGUGCUGGCUACCGAUGCACCAGACUAUGGAGUUGGAGCAGUAAUUCUGCAUAAAAAGUCGGAUGGGAAUUAA